AUGCCCAAAUCUCAGUCCGCCGGACCAUGCCUUGACUCGGAGCCCGGUUUCUCCGCUCGCCGCCUUUCGCGGCCGUCCGCUCUGUCGAUUCCGCUGACUUCCGCGUUUCACGGCGUAUCAUCACUCGUCGCUGACCCGUUCUCGUCGCCGCGAUCCACGCGCGACCCGUUCUCGCUGCUGCCGGAUGAGCUCAUCGUCAAUAUCUUCGCCCGCGUCGGCUGCGGCGCGGCUGACGUCAGUAUGAUUUCGCUGACGUGCAGACGAUUUCGCGCACUCACGCGCUACGUCCCGGCGCUCCGUUUCGCCCCAUCUGACGUGGCAAGCGGCGACCGCGUGGCAGCGACAACCUCUCCCGCGCGACUUGAGGAGCUCGUGUCGCGCAUGGUCCUGAAAACGCGGUCGCUGCAGCACCUCCACGUGGCAUCGGCGUUGGCCGCUGACGGCGCUGCCGCCUGCUCUUGCGCCGAGAAUGACGGCACCGGUGCGGCGGAGCUGCAUCAUCGCGCCGGGUGCGCUGGUGGCGGCGCGAGCAGUAGCGACUCGAACGGCUGCUGCAGUUUCUGCGGCUGCCACGUGGCGGCAUCACAGCAGCACCCGCGCGAAUUCAUCUUCGAAGCGUGGAUGCGCCACGUCGGACCGCAAUUACAAUCGCUCGUCUUCUCGCGCUCCCUGCAACCUCCUCCGCGCAGCAGCAGUUGCGCCGGCUCUUGCGGUAGCACGUGCGGCGCGGCCGGCGGGAUGACGGUGAACGUCUGGGAGAACGAGGACCUCAGCGCGCAUUUGCGCCACGUGGCGCGCUACUGUUCGUCGCUGCGGUCCCUCACCCUCGGCUCUCUGUCGCUCUCCGAUUCGUCCCUGCUUACGUGUCAUCUCCCGCCAAUGCGACACCUGGAGCACCUCUCGCUCUCCUGGAUUCACGCGUCCAAUGAGAGCCUUCAAGCGGUCCUCGACGCUUCGCCGAACCUUCGCCGCCUCUCAAUUUUCAUGGCCACGGGCUGCCCGCGGAUAAAUCUUCGCCUGCCCGCGACGGUGGAACACGUCGAGCUCGCCUACCUGCGCGCCGAGUCCUGCUCCUUCCGCAACGCCCGCGCGCUCCGCUCGCUAUCCGUUCGCGACAUGUUCGUGCGCUCCGUCUCGGUGCGCGACGCGCCGCUUCUGCGCCACGUGGCGGUCGCCAGCGCGAGCGUGCUCGAGGUGGCGGCUCCUGAUUCGCCGCUCCUCGCCUCGCUGGACCUCAAAGCCGGGUCGUUCGGCUGGGCGGCGAUUAAAGCCCUCGUUCAAACCGCGGGCGCGUCUUUAAUCUCCUUCUCGCUAGACUUCUUCUCCGCGGGACCCGGCGCGAUUUCCGCUGGGGUGUUCUCCCUGACCUGGCUCGCAGCCUCGUGUCCGAACCUGCGGGCGCUCAGCUUCGGCGCGCUGCCGUGGCAGCUCGUCGUCUCGUGGGCGGCCGCUGCGGGCGCGUUCCGCGCGGACGGCGGGUACGCGCAACGCGGGUACGAGAUGCGCGCGGAUUACCCGUGGCCGCAACUGGCGGAGAUUAAGGUGCGCGUGCAGGAGGAGCGACCCGAGGCGCUGCUGCUUCUGCACACCAUGCUGUGCCGCAUGCCUUCCCUUAGAUCGUUGCAAGUGAGCCUAGUUCCUGGGGACGAUGAGGAGGAGGAGGAAGAGGGGGAGGGAGAGGAGUAUGAGGGAGAGGAAGGGUAUGAGGGAGCGGAGGAGGUUGAGGGGGAGAUGGAGGAGGGGAUGGAGGAGGAGGGAGUGGGGGAGGAGUGGGAGGAGGAUGAGGGGAAGGAUGUGAGCAUGAUUGGGGACGAGGACGACGCGAUGAGUGCUACUGUAGCUGCAGCACCUGCCGCCUGCGCUACAGCCGGUGCUACAGCCGGUGGUGCUACAGCCGGAGCAGCAGGGGAGUGCAUGGGCGCGAUGAGGCGGCAGGAGCUGUUUGUGAAAGGGCUCAUGUGUCUGCAGCAGCGCUUCUCGCAUGUGCGAGUGUGCAUGCCCACUGCUGCACAAAGAAGGGACACCAUGUGA
Messenger RNA from Closterium sp. Yama58-4, 2031 nucleotides. The record is from the annotation of a GenBank genome assembly. Lineage: Eukaryota; Viridiplantae; Streptophyta; Zygnematophyceae; Desmidiales; Closteriaceae.